CAACAUUGUAAAUGUAAUUGUAAUUGUAAUUGCAAGUGAGAGAGAAGGCAAAAGCGGGAACAGAGAAAAACACAGUCUUUUGUUUCUCUUUGCAGUUCCUUCCUCCUUGCACUCACCCUUGCUUGCAGGGGUUGUUUCCCCCUUCUGCUUGAGAGAAAAAGAGAGAGAUAAUAGAUUUCAAUUUCAUCAUCUGUAUAUAAAUAGUGGACUUAGUUACUUAGCGUGUGAGAAAUGCAGCAGCACCUGAUGCAGAUGCAGCCCAUCAUGGCAGCCUACUACCCCAACAACGUCACCACUGAUCACAUUCAACAGUAUCUGGAUGAAAACAAGUCCCUGAUUCUGAAGAUUGUUGAAAGCCAGAAUUCUGGCAAGCUGAGCGAGUGUGCCGAGAACCAAUCCAGGCUGCAGAGAAAUCUGAUGUACCUUGCUGCAAUAGCUGAUUCCCAGCCCCAACCACCUCCUAUGCCUGGUCAGUAUCCUCCCAGUGGAAUUAUGCAGCAGGGAGCACACUACAUGCAGGCUCAACAAGCUCAGCAGAUGUCACAACAACAGCUAAUGGCUUCACGCUCCUCCCUCUUAUACUCUCAACAACCCUUCUCAGCUCUUCAACAGCAGCAGGGCUUGCACAGCCAACUUGGCAUGAGCUCCAGUGGAAGUCAAGGCUUUCAUAUGAUGCAAAAUGAAGCCACAACUGUAGGGGGCAAUGCAACCAUAGGUUCUGGAGGGUUUCCUGAUUUUGUACGCAUUGGUAACAUUGGCAAGCAAGAUAUUGGAAGCUCUGGUGAAGGCAGAGGAGGAAGCUCUAGUGGCCACUCUGGUGAUGGUGGUGAGACCCUUUAUCUGAAAUCUGCGGCUGAUGGAAACUAAGCUAGCCAGGGAGAAUACUGAAGUUUCCUUGGCCUUUAGUGGUUUAUUUAGUUAGGAGAAUUAGGCAGUGGACAUUAAGUAGAGGAAGAAGAAAGGGAAAAACUUGCUGCACUUGUUGCUUAUAUAUGUUGUUUGUUUAUCUUGUGCUAAAGGCAAACAAUCUAAUCACUGCCUUGAUGUUUCUGCAGUAGUACUAGUAGUAACAUGAUGCAUGCUUUAUUUUCUGGUGUAAAGCUUUAGUCAUAAAUGUCAAGGUCACAAUAUGACCACUUGUUAUCA
This is a messenger RNA of Vigna radiata var. radiata (mung bean), 1146 nucleotides long. RefSeq names its product GRF1-interacting factor 1. The transcript has 4 exons. Gene Ontology annotation, cellular component: nucleus. Lineage: Eukaryota; Viridiplantae; Streptophyta; Magnoliopsida; Fabales; Fabaceae. Gene Ontology annotation, biological process: cell population proliferation; leaf development; positive regulation of transcription by RNA polymerase II. The record is from RefSeq and is a predicted model, not a curated record. Gene Ontology annotation, molecular function: transcription coactivator activity. The coding region runs from base 232 to 867 and encodes 211 amino acids.